Molecule: messenger RNA, 2685 nt
Organism: Galeopterus variegatus (Sunda flying lemur)
Lineage: Eukaryota; Metazoa; Chordata; Mammalia; Dermoptera; Cynocephalidae
Gene: ACSM3
Product: acyl-CoA synthetase medium-chain family member 3
Exons: 14
Coding region: 128-1885 (585 amino acids)
Biological process (GO): fatty acid biosynthetic process; acyl-CoA metabolic process
Cellular component (GO): mitochondrial matrix
Molecular function (GO): fatty acid ligase activity; fatty-acyl-CoA synthase activity
Source: RefSeq, a predicted model, not a curated record
AACUCAAGUUUCAGGACUGCUCUCCUAGGAAACAGGUCUGUCAUCAUCUCCAGCUGUCUUGGAAUCUGUAACUUUAAUGGAUUGGUCUCCGUGGAAAUCCUGAGUCCUGAAACAUCCAACAAGACUGAUGCUAUCUCUUGUUACCAUGGAGAUAUUACUUCGCGCCAAGUGUUUUCAGCGCCUAGCAAGUCCUGGUUCUAUCAGAGCAUUACAUAAAGAUUAUAGAACAGCAACCCCUCAGAAUUUCUCCAACUAUGAAUCCAUGAAACAGGACUUUAAACUGGAGAUUCCAGAGUAUUUCAACUUUGCUAAAGAUGUCCUGGACCAAUGGACCAGUAUGGAAAAGGCUGGAAAGAGACCUUCUAAUCCAGCCUUCUGGUGGAUAAAUGGAUGUGGAGAAGAGGUGAGGUGGAGUUUUGAGGAAUUGGGAUCUUUGUCCAGGAAAUUUGCCAAUAUACUUACAGAAGCCUGUGCCCUGCAAAAGGGAGAUCGAGUAAUUGUGAUUCUGCCCAGGAUCCCAGAGUGGUGGCUUGCAAAUGUGGCCUGUCUGCGAACAGGAACAGUUUUCAUUCCAGGAACCACUCAGCUGACCCAGAAAGACAUUCUCUACAGACUACAAUCUUCAAAAGCAAAGUGCAUUAUUACCAGUGAUGUUUUAGCCCCAGCAGUAGAUGCUGUUGCAGCUAAAUGUGAAAAUCUGCACUCCAAGCUAAUUGUGUCCCAGAACUCCAGAGAGGGGUGGGAGAACCUCAAAGAGAUGAUGAAACAUGUCAGUGACAACCACACCUGUGUGAAGACCAAACACGAUGAAACGAUGGCCAUUUUCUUUACCAGUGGAACAAGUGGAUCUCCUAAAAUGACCGGACACACCCACAGCAGUUUUGGUUUAGGAUUGUCUGUAAACGGAAGGUUCUGGCUGGAUUUGAUACCCUCGGAUGUGAUGUGGAAUACCUCAGACACAGGCUGGGCAAAGUCUGCAUGGAGCAGUGUUUUUUCUCCAUGGAUCCAGGGGGCAUGUGUAUUCGCACACUAUUUGCCCCGUUUCGAGCCAACUUCCAUCUUGCAAACACUCUCCAACUUUCCCAUCACAGUCUUCUGCUCAGCACCAACCGCAUACCGAAUGCUUAUACAGGAUAUGACCAGCUGUAAGUUCAAAAGCUUAAAGCACUGCGUGAGCGCUGGGGAACCAAUCAACCCUGAAGUGACUGAACAGUGGAGGAAUAAGACAGGCCUGGAUAUCUACGAAGGUUAUGGACAGACUGAAACGGUGUUAAUCUGUGGAAAUUUUAAGGGAAUGAAAAUUAAGCCUGGCUCAAUGGGAAAGCCUUCUCCUGCUUUCGAUGUUAAGAUUUUAGAUGUAAAUGGCAAUGUUCUACCUCCUGGACAAGAAGGAGAUAUUGGCAUUCAAGCCCUACCUAACAGACCAUUUGGCCUUUUUACUCACUAUGUAAAUGAUCCUUCAAAAACAGCUUCAACUUUACGAGGCAACUUCUAUAUCACUGGGGACAGAGGGUAUAUGGAUGAAGAUGGAUAUUUGUGGUUUGUUGCAAGAUCGGAUGAUAUCAUAUUAUCCUCUGGUUAUCGAAUUGGACCAUUUGAGGUAGAAAGUGCCCUCAUGGAGCACCCUUCGGUUGCAGAAUCAGCUGUUGUCAGCAGCCCAGACCCCAUCAGAGGAGAGGUAGUAAAGGCUUUUAUUGUUCUGAACCCUGAUUACAAGUCACAUGAUCAAGAACGACUGAAAAAGGAGAUUCAGGAGCAUGUAAAAAAAACUACAGCACCUUACAAAUAUCCCAGAAAGGUAGAAUUUAUUCAAGAGCUGCCAAAGACUAUCAGUGGGAAGAUAAAAAGAAAUGAAUUGAGGAAGAAAGAAUGGAAAACAAUUUAAAUUCAUUCUAUUAUCAUGAUACAUAUAAAACAAACAUGGUAUCUUUAAAAUACGGAAUCUCUAAAUCUGUAGAAACCACAAGAUUAUGGACAGACAAUAAAAAAUGAGGUAGUAUGCUUAUAAACUGUUGAUUUAAAAUAUUUUGUGGUUAUGACAUCAGAGGCUGAAUUUUUAAAUAAGAUAUUAUUCCUCUGCAUUACUAUCAGUACUCCUGUAAUUUGGUAAUGUAAAAAGAAUGUCAUCAAUUGCUGAAGAAUUUUUAAAUAGAAGCAGUUUCUGAACCAAAUCCCUGCCCCAUUGGCUUUCAAACCUUAGUUGAAUAAUUUUUCCAAUGUUGGUACACAAAUCAAAAACAAUCUUCAAACCUUGAAAUACAACUAAACAACUUAUAAAGUUUUUAGAAAAAUAUAAAACAUCAUUUAGAAGAUUAUCAUAAUUCUCAAAGUAGAAGUAUCUAUCUGAAAAUAGACUAGGGAUGUUUAUUAGUCACAUUCUAUUUCAAUAAUUUUAAGAGUUUAAAAUUUGUAUCAAGGUCUAAUUAUAAAAGAAGGAUGUCAUAUACUAUUGUUGCUUAUUAUAUUUAACCUAGUAAACACAGUUUACAAAUUUCAUUUGUGGUUCUUCAAGAAACUAUGAUAAAUUCAGCAAACAUUAAGAUAUGAAAUAUAGAUAAAAUAGUGUAGGACAUUAUCAAAAUACUCAUCAUGUUUGGGAAUUUAAGGAAUAAUCAGGAUUCAUACAUGAACAAACAAGACAAAUCUUAGCCAACUGGUGAAUAAAAUAGAAGGUCAUGAAAUUUA